ACAGAGGAAGUCAAAAUAAUUUUAGUGGGUUUGGGGUUUUGAUAUUACUGAGCCAUGCCUUCUUUCUUGCAGUGCUGGUUCAAUUGUUAGAACUUAGAAGAAUGAGAGAAUUUAGAGAGAGAAAGCUUUAAUGUUAUAAGAAACUUUAAUGGACAUCAGUGAAUGGGUGGGUUUAGAGAGAGAAGAAUGAGACGAGGGUAGGUGAAAGAAGAGAGAAGAAUUGGAUCGAACCCAUAUGAGAUUGGAUCAAGAUAUAAAAGAGUUGGGGGGAUAAAGUGGGCAUUGGCAGUGGGAUACUGCGAUUGGAAGGUAUUGGAAGGGAUACUGCGAUUGGAAGGGAUGGUUGUGGUUAUCAAAUAGAGAGAAAGAGAAGAAGAGCAUAUUCCUUAGAGUACAUCCUUUAGAGACAGAGAGCGGAGGAGAAGAGAUAUGGAGUUGUGGACUUGCGAUUUGUGGGGUGUUUUUUAUGCAUUGCAGGGUUUUUUUUCCCCUCGUGAUUGAUUUGGAGAAGAGAUGAGGCGAUUCGUGGCUUGGUAGUUAUGCUUUGUCGAGGGAAAACCAGGAGGAGCGAUAAGAAAAGAGAGGAAUGGUUUCGGGAAAACCAGGAACAAAGAUAAGAAGAGAGAGGAGUGGUUGGGGAUCGGAUUAACUGUCCAUUCUCUCUCUAGCUAGAGACACAAAACAGUGAGCUCUGUAUAGAGAGAGGGGGAAAGAACAGGGACGUAAUGGGCACGAGAUGGAGAGUGAGAGGGGCAAUGAGUAGGAGAGAGAAAGCAUGUUUUUUUUAAAUUUGUUUGACCUAAAAAAAAUUUAAAUUAGCUGGUUUAAAUUACCUCAAGGGAUUAGAAGAGAUAAAAUUUACAAUUUUUAUACCUUAACAUGUCUUUCAAAACUUUGGAUCCAUUGCAAAAUGAAACCUAAAAAUAAAAGGUAUAUAGAUAUUUUCUUUCUUUUUUUUCUUACAAGAAAAGUUAAAAAAAAAUGACCGGUCUAAUGGGACUUUCUGGGCUAGGCCUAAUUUGUCAAUGGGGUUUCAAAUUUCAUAAAAAAAAAAAAUAGCAAUUUUUUUUUUUUACAAGUCAAGACAAAGAUUAAAAUAAAAAAAUAAAAAAAAUUGUCGGGCCUGAGUUGGGCCUGGCCAGGCGCAAUAGGUUUGAUGGGCCUUCCUUGGCCAAGCCUUAUUUGUCUACAGGGGUUUUAUAUUUUCUAAAAAAAUUAAAUUAAAAAAAAAAAAGAUCAGGCCUGAUAUUCUCCCGACCAGCCCUGGCUCAUGCCUUAUUUGUCAAAGGGGUUUUAAUUUUUUUAAAAAAAAACUAUUAACAAAUUUUUUCCUUACAAGACAAGUUUGAAGAGAAGUAUUUAAAAAAAAAAGAAAAGACCAGGCUUGAGUUGGUCCAGGCCCAAUAAGCUUAAUGGGCCUUUCUAAGCCUUAUUUGUCAAUAGGGGUUUUAAAUUUUCUAAAAAAUAAAACAGAGGCUUGAAUUGGGCAGGGCCAGGCCUAUAGGUAUAACGGGCCUUUUUUGUGUCGGGUUGGGCUCUAUAUAAAGAUUUUGGCCCUAACGGGCCAUGUCGGGCGUGGGCCUAUGAGCUUUUUCCGCGCUGUUGUGGACUGGGCCUUGACAGGUCUAUUUAAGGGUCGGGUCUAGACAAUCCCGGGCUUCCUCAGGGCCGGGCCGGUCCCGUUGGCAGCCCUAAAUCCUGCUGACACGACACCUUCAUAAAAGCUAACUAGGCAGGUCUUCCCCCCACUGAAUGACCUAAAAAAACCCAAAAUCCCUUUUUUUCUUUCGUAAAAGUCAUCAUUUAAGGAUUCAUAUGCACACCCCAAAUUUUCAUAUCGAAAAAUCAUCCCACAUAAGUAUUUGAGGGAGUAAGUGUACAAAAUGCUACUGUUGGAGCAUAAUAUACACUCAAAGUUAUAAAAUAUGUACCUGCAACACUAGCUCCUAAGGUCUCUUCUUUCGUUUCCUUUCUUUUCCUUCAAGUUUUGAAUUCAAAACUCUUUUUGUUUUCAACACCUUAGGGUUUACACUGAAUAUUACAUUCCAAGAAGAAACAAAACCAUGUCAGUCCUUGUAGUGUGGACCACCAUGACAUAGGCUAAGGAAAAGUACAACAUACAUGUGCAUGGAAUACCAUUACGAGCUAACAUCCACCGUUUAUCUCCAAUGGUGGACGGCGGAGAUGAAUCAUAUUUCCGUCAGAUUUUUGCAAUCUUUAGUCAUUGUAGUGACGAUCUCAAUUUGAUUAAAAUAUCGACCCAGACUUGCCAAAGUCACUCGGCCCCGGCCGGGCGGCAUCAAAUCCAGAUGAAUAAUCCAAAAACCGUCAAAAUUUCACACUUAUAUUUGUUAUUAACACUCAGGCGGAUCGGGCAGUUCCACUCAGCAGACUUGGAAUCUAACUCGGGCUCAGGACCCCAGCUAAUUCCUGUUGAAAUCCAGGUUGUCACACAUUGUUCUUACUCUACCAUUCAUCGUUUAUGAUGGACGGUGGAUACCUUGACAGUCCAUGGUAUUUAUGGAUGUGCGCAUGGUACUACUUUCCCUGCAUAUACUACGUACGAGAUGAAAGCACUGUUUUCCUUAUUAAUGUCUCACUGGAGAUUUGAGGUAAGCAUCUUUCUUCUCAAAUUAUAACACAUAUGGAGCUCACCUCUAGAAUACCAAUUUCAAUUCCUAUUGGUGUUGUCAUGGUCUUUGUGUUUUGCAUGAAAAGGUGUUCUAGAUGUACAAUCCACCUUCUCCCAUGUUUCGAGUGAUGAAUUCUCUCUCUACAAAUUCAAGAGUGAGAUAAUUGUGGAUCCCUAUGGGUCACUGAGUUCAUGGAACACAAGUGCUCCCUUGUGCAAUUGGAAAGGAAUCACAUGUGAUGGCCAAAACAAGAGAGUCACAACGUUAGAGCUUCUCAACUUGCAGUGGCACGAUCAGUCCUCAUAUUCGUAAUCUAUCCUCCCUAAUCAUCCUCAUCCUCAACCUCGAAAGGAGCAGAUUAUUCAAAAACAUUCUUACAGAGAUUGGUCGUUUAUCUCUCUUGAAGAAUCUCAUGGCGAGUGCAAAUAAGAUUAGUGGAAUCAUCCCACCUUCAUUUGGAAACCUCUCGUCCUUGGUCUAUAUUGAUUUGUGCGAAAAUUCCCCAUCACGGAGUAUAUCUAAGGAACUUGCCCAUUUGAAAAUUUGGAGUCUUUAUUUCUUAGUAGAAAUAAUUUAAACAGUAGUAUUCCUAGCUCCAUCUACAACAUAUCAUCGAAUUUUGGAGCUUCAGGUAACAGAUUGGUAGGAACCAUCCCAAACUAUGUAUGUAACCUUGUUAACUUGACGUAUUUGAAUUUGGCCAACAAUUACUUGGAAGGAAGAUUCCUGUAGAAAUUGGGCAUCUUCAACAAUUAAAAUCAUUUGAUUUGCCGAGAAAGAGUUUCUACGGAGAAAUCCCGUUUAGCAUUGGAAAUUGUUCAAGCCUCCACGAGUUCUACCUUUUUCAAAACAAGAUAAGUGGUUCCAUACCAGCACCAAUUCUUACCACUCAUCUUGCUGACAUAGAUCUCUCAGGCAACAUGUUAAUUGGUGCUAUUCUAACGAACAUUUCGACCACAUUCCAAGGUAUUCGCAUGGCUAGGAACACAUUGGAAGGUUCAAAUCCCAUGUUUCUAAGUCCCAAGGAAAAUCUUAAGAUUUUAGAUAUCUCUUCUAAUAAUUUACAAAGACAGAUUCCACAUAAUUCAAGCAAUUGGGGCCCUAAAUAUAUCUAGGAACCAUACUUUGGGAUAUUUUCCAGGUUAUUUACAAGAUCUUCCACACCUUAAGAGCUUAGAUGUGUCAUUUAAUGAUCUUGAAGGGAAGAUUCCAUAUAAAGGGAUAUUCAUGAGUCCUACUUUGGUUCAUGUUCAAGGCAACAGCAAGCUUUGUGGGGGUACAAGAGCUAUGACCCUGCCUGCCUGCCCAACCACACAAGGCAAUAACAUGCUUUGUGGAGCUACGAGUGCCAUGGUGAAUUUAACUGCCUGCACCAACCAUAGUUCUCAAGAAGGAUGAAAACUUCUAUCUAAGAAAACAAUCAUCAUGCCCAUAAUCUUGUCCAUCUUAGCAAUUCUGUCAUGCACAAUUUUAGUGUUGGAGUUAAGAAAAAAGAAAUCAGAAGGUGGCAUCACUUUGACAGCACCAGUGACGAGGGAAUACAAAAAACUUUCAUAUGAUGAGCUCUUUAUCGCAACUGAUGGUUACAAUGCAGUAAAUUUGAUUAGUUUUGGAAGUUUUGGUUCAGUCUACAUGGGCACUCUUGGCAAGGGAAAUGUUGUUGCCGUUAAAGUCCUCCACCUAAAAUGCAAUAGAGACCUCAAGAGUUUCACAGCUGAAUGUAAAGCCUUAAGUAACAUUCGACACAUAAAUCUUGUCAAGUUUAUCACUUGUUGCUCAAGUCGUGGUCUCAUUGGUAAUGAUUUCAAAGCCUUAGUGUUUGAAUUCAUGCCAAAUGGGAGCUUGGAUAUGUGGUUGCAUCCUUCAACGCACUCGAAUUCUCUAAAUUUGAACUUCUUACAGAAGUUGAGUAUAGGUAUUGAUGAGGCCUCUACAAUAGACUACCUGCACCAUGAUUGUGCAACACGUACUUUGCAUUGUGAUCUAAAGCCUGGUAAUAUUCUUCUCGAUCAAAACAUGGUUGCAAAUGUAGGAGACUUUGGGUUGGCGAGAUUACUCUCUCCAAUUGAUCAAGAGAACCAAAGUAGCACACUCGGGACUAAAAGGAUCCACAGGUUACAUCCCUCCAGAACUAAGCAAGUCACUCUCAACCAGGCCAAUUCCCAAUUUCGGAUAACAUUCCUUGAUAUCCACCAAUUAUCGAGUCCAAUGGGCAAUACUGAUCAGGUUAGGUGAUUUUGAAAUCAUUGAUACAAACUAAUCACAAUUGGUGCUGAGUAUGUCUUUGGUGCUAAAGCAUCAACAAAGGGAGACGGCUACAGCUUUGGAAUCAUGAUGUUGGAAAUGUUUACCGGAAACAAGCACAUAAAUUACAUGUUCACAAAUGGACUAAGCCUUCAUGAAUAUGUAAGCAAGUCGUAUCCUCAUCAAGUGGUUAAAAUUGUUCAAUACAAUUACCAAAAGACAGGAUGAAUAUGAGAGAUGUCCUCGAAAAUUUGCAUGAUAUCAAAAAAUCAGCUCAUGAGUCAUGUCUUAAAACAGAGAGGAGGGGCAUCAUUUGAUGUGCAUUUUGUUAAUCUCUCUCUCUCUCUAUCUCUUUCUCUCUCUCUCUCU
Molecule: messenger RNA, 5246 nt
Organism: Amborella trichopoda
Lineage: Eukaryota; Viridiplantae; Streptophyta; Magnoliopsida; Amborellales; Amborellaceae
Source: RefSeq, a predicted model, not a curated record